Clarias gariepinus (North African catfish) is the source of this 669-nucleotide messenger RNA. RefSeq names its product protamine-like protein. Gene Ontology annotation, cellular component: nucleosome. The transcript has a single exon. Lineage: Eukaryota; Metazoa; Chordata; Actinopteri; Siluriformes; Clariidae. Gene Ontology annotation, biological process: nucleosome assembly. The record is from RefSeq and is a predicted model, not a curated record. Gene Ontology annotation, molecular function: DNA binding. The coding region runs from base 35 to 565 and encodes 176 amino acids.
CACAUUCGCAUCAAAUUUUCAACGCGCCCAAACCAUGGCACGGACCGCGAGAAGACGAAGAGUCUCCACUGCCAGAGCGAGGAAAAGGAGAUCCAGAUCAAGGCGGAGGAAGACCGGCCCAAGGGUUUCAGAUCUUAUUUUGAUAGCCGUGGCUGCGUCUCGCGCGCCCAAAGGUGUGCCUCUGGUCGCGCUGAAAAAGGCGCUCGCGGGCCGCGGGUACGAUGUCAAGAAGAACAACUCGCGCGUCAACCUCGCGCUCAGAUCGCUCGUUAGGAGAGGUUUGCUCGUGCAGACCGGAAGGGCCGGAGCGCGCAGGUCGUUUAAGGUGAGCAGUCGCGCUGCGAUGAGGAGGAGGAGGCCAGCCAGGAGGCGUAGAAGAGCUACUAGAAGGGCACCCAGGAGAGUGAGGAGGAGGAGGCGGAGGAGGGCGAAAAGACGUUCAGCAAAGAGAAUGACCAUGAGGCGAAGAAGGAAGGUGAGAGGAGCGAGGCGUAAAGCCGCAAAACGCAGAAGAUCCACGGUCAGGAGGAGGAGGAGGAGGAGGAGGGCUCCUAGGAGGAAGUAAGAAGUUUGGGUCAUCUUCCAAAAAUAAUUUCACUGACGAUCAACCUAAAGACAAAAUAUCAUAACAACAACAGAAGCGAGACACAAAACCAAAACAUUAAACAC